CUGACGGCGCGGCCCGGAGCGACCCGGACCGCCGAGGCCCCUGGAGGCGAGGACCCGCCGGCAUGGCUUCGGAGAGUGGGAAGCUAUGGGGUGGCCGCUUUGUGGGCGCAGUGGACCCCAUCAUGGAGAAGUUCAACUCAUCCAUUGCCUACGACCGGCACCUGUGGGAGGUGGACGUGCAGGGCAGCAAGGCCUACAGCCGGGGCCUGGAGAAGGCAGGGCUCCUCACCAAGGCCGAGAUGGACCAGAUACUUCAUGGACUGGACAAGGUGGCUGAGGAGUGGGCUCAGGGCACCUUCAAACUAAACCCCAAUGAUGAAGAUAUUCACACAGCCAACGAGCGACGUCUGAAGGAGCUCAUCGGUGAAACUGCGGGGAAGCUGCACACGGGCCGAAGUCGGAAUGACCAGGUAGUCACAGACCUGAGGUUGUGGAUGCGGCAGAACUGCUCUAAACUCUCUGCCCUCCUCUGGGAGCUCAUCAGAACGAUGGUGGACCGGGCCGAGGCGGAACGCGACGUUCUCUUCCCGGGGUACACGCACCUGCAAAGGGCUCAGCCCAUCCGCUGGAGCCACUGGAUACUGAGCCAUGCCGUGGCGCUGACCAGAGACUCGGAGAGGCUGUUGGAGGUCCAGAAGCGGGUCAACGUCCUGCCCCUGGGGAGCGGGGCCAUUGCGGGCAACCCUCUGGGUGUGGACCGGGAGCUGCUCCGAGCAGAACUGAACUUUGGGGCCAUCACUCUCAACAGCAUGGACGCCACCAGUGAGCGAGACUUUGUGGCUGAGUUCUUGUUCUGGGCUUCGCUGUGCAUGACCCACCUCAGCAGGAUGGCCGAGGAUCUCAUCCUCUACGGCACCAAGGAAUUCAGCUUUGUGCAGCUCUCAGAUGCCUACAGCACCGGAAGCAGCCUGAUGCCCCAGAAGAAAAACCCAGACAGCCUGGAGCUAAUCCGGAGCAAGGCGGGGCGCGUGUUUGGGCGGUGUUCUGGGCUCCUGAUGACGCUCAAGGGGCUCCCAAGCACCUACAACAAGGACUUACAGGAGGACAAGGAAGCCGUCUUUGAAGUGUCGGACACCAUGAGCGCCGUCCUGCAGGUGGCCACGGGCGUCAUCUCCACGCUGCAGAUUCACCGGGACAACAUGGCACGGGCUCUUAGUCCUGACAUGCUGGCCACUGACCUCGCCUACUACCUGGUCCGCAAAGGGAUGCCGUUCCGCCAGGCGCACGAGGCCUCCGGGAAAGCCGUGUUCAUGGCCGAGACCAAGGGGGUCGCCCUCAACCAGCUGUCGCUCAAGGAUCUGCAGGCCAUCAGCCCCCUGUUCUCGGGCGACGUGAGCCGCGUGUGGGACUACGGCCACAGCGUGGAGCAGUACGCGGCCCUGGGGGGCACAGCGCGCUCCAGCGUCGACUGGCAGAUCGGCCAGGUGCGGGCGCUGCUGAGGGCCCAGCAGGCCUAGCCCCCUGCCGCACCCCCCCAAGCAGGCCUAGCCACCCCACCCCCCACCUCCAAGCCCUCCCGGCAGGCCUCGGGCCCCCCUCUGUGCCCCCCAAUAAAGCCGGCCUGAGGGGAGGCCGCUGCUUGUUCCCUGCCCUGCCUGACUCCCUCAGCCGCGGGCUCUCGGGGGUCUCUUGGGUGGACACUGGGGCCAUCAAGGCAGCGGGGAAAAUGGACGAGGAUGGCAAGAGGCACAGAUGGGGAAGGAGCAGCGGGGGCGGCCUUCAUUGGAGCCUCCACCCUGCGCGGCAGGCGGCCACAGUAACUUCCUGCCUCCCGAGCUCCCGGGAGGCACUGGCCUCCUUGGAGCCUUGAUGGUGCCUGAUGGGCUUGGGGAACUCAGCCAGUCCCUGUUCAUUAUCCUUCCUUCCAGUGUCCUCCUGGCUCCCCUGCUCGCCUUCUCCUGCUUGACCCACCCUUCUCUAACAGUCAGCGGCACCUGUCGUGGGGCCCCAGGGUGGGGGGGAUGGUACAUUUGGGGGUAGAGUCACUCGGCCAGCUGGCGUGCGAUGCCAGGCGCUGGGUGAGCUUCAUAUACGUGCCAGGCGUCUCCUUCACCCUGGAGGGUAAUGAAUGGUCCUGGCACAGAUCACGAGGUGCACAGACAGGCAGUGCAAGGGGUGGGGGGCUGCUCCCCCGUGGCGGUCAAGGACUUACCUUUACUCUGCAAGGGCCCGAGGCCAGGUCUGGCACACAGUAAAUGUUCAAUAGCAGUGAGUCCCAGGAGAGGCCAGCAGAGACCUCUUCUACAUGGCUGUCACCAAAAUCCUCAUAAGAAAUGUCUGACAUUUAUGUUUCAUUAACAACAGAGCUAAACCCAAGGAAGAAUGAAUAACCCCUCCCACGUGUUUCUUGGGAGCAAUGGAAACACUUUGUAAACUGAACAGUUAAAACCUCAGCAGUGCGGACACCACACCACAUUCCAAAAGGGGCCAAAGGCAUGACUCACAGAAUGUUGGCUCCCCAAGUGUGGUUCCUCUUUAACUUCCUCCUCCUCAUUUGGGAGUUUGUUAAAAAAUGCAAACUCUCAGGCCUGAGACCUACAAAAUCAGAUUCUAGGUGGGGGUGCAGCUAGGCCUUCAGGUGAUUCUGAUGCACAUUCAGGUUUGAGAAUCACUGAUCUCUAGAAUCUUGUUACCUAGAGUAACCACAGGUCACUACCUCUCCCAGGUCCCAGCUUGACCUGAUCUAGAAUCUGCAUUUUAACAAACUCCCCAGAUACUGGUUGUACACAUUAGAGUCAAAGUGCUGAUCUAAUUAGACCUGAGAAAGUUUAAUAUCUAGUCUCAGAAAUGAAGGAGGGACUAAUGUACAUCAAACAACAGACAGGAUUAAAAUAAUGACUUGAAUGCAUAUGUAAUGCAGACGACACAGGGAGCAGUUCCUGCCCUACACCUCCAUCAGGAGGACACACCACAACCUGAGUGAGAACUCUGUUCUCAGACAAUCCUAUCAAGUUUCUCCUUAACUGGAAUCAGCCCCGCAGGGCUUCCCACCCGUGAGCCCAGCCACAUGCCCUCUGACCUGACCAGAGGAAUGAGCCUCUCCCGGGUCAGGGAGAGCAAGAGUUUGUAUGGCUUUUCUCCAGACUGCCCAUACGUGAUUGAGUUACUCCCCUUGUCUGCCUCUUUCCAUUCUGCCAACAAUUUACACCAAAGUUCCGUAAGACUUCGGACUGGUUUCCCAUUGCUGCUGUAACAAAUUACCCCUCAUAGUGGAAUAAAACAGCAUAAACAUUAUCUAAUAA
Messenger RNA from Neogale vison (American mink), 3242 nucleotides. RefSeq names its product argininosuccinate lyase (gene ASL). The transcript is spliced from 17 exons. Gene Ontology annotation, molecular function: argininosuccinate lyase activity. Gene Ontology annotation, cellular component: cytosol. The record is from RefSeq and is a predicted model, not a curated record. Bases 63 to 1457 code for a protein of 464 amino acids. Lineage: Eukaryota; Metazoa; Chordata; Mammalia; Carnivora; Mustelidae.